This is a messenger RNA of Apodemus sylvaticus (European woodmouse), 1503 nucleotides long. RefSeq names its product PRAME family member 8-like. Bases 1 to 1503 code for a protein of 500 amino acids. Gene Ontology annotation, cellular component: cytoplasm. Gene Ontology annotation, biological process: negative regulation of DNA-templated transcription; negative regulation of cell differentiation; positive regulation of cell population proliferation. The transcript is spliced from 4 exons. The record is from RefSeq and is a predicted model, not a curated record. Lineage: Eukaryota; Metazoa; Chordata; Mammalia; Rodentia; Muridae.
AUGCUACCUAGUAAAAAGAAUCCGACAUUUGGAGAUACAAUACCUUGGCAUGAGUACCAAGAACAGCAGAAGAUAAGUGUGCAUACCUCACCCACUCCACUGAAGAUGGAAAUUCAGACACUGCUGAGAGAUGAGGCUUUGGCCGUGUCCUCUCUAGAGAAGUUGCCCAGUGACCUCUUCCCAACACUGUUCAAGGAGGCCUGUGCUGGCAGACUCACUAACCUCAUUAAGGCAAUGUUAGCAGCCUGGCCUUUCCCCUGUCUUGCUGUGGGGGCAUUGAUGGAGUCUCCUGACCCUGACUGCAAAACUUUCCAGGCUGUGCUAGAUGGAGUAGACCUGCGACUAACAAGAGAGUUUCAUUCCAGGAGGGCAAAACUACAAGUUCUUGACCUGAGAAAUGUCUGCCACCCUUUUUGGAACAUACAGGAUGAUUCAGAGACAUUGGAGGAGAAGCAGGUAUUGAAGGUCCUUCCCAGAUAUGCACUCAGGCAGCGUCUGAAGGUCAUAGUUGACCUGUGCAUUACUUCCUUCCUCCAUGAAGCACAAGUAAGCUUUUUGAUGUGGGCCCAGCAGAGAAUGGGUUCCCUGUAUUUCUGCUGUACAAAGAUGAAGAUCUGGACUCUGUCUCCUCACAUUAUCAUAGUGAUCUUCAAUGUUUUUGAUCCAGAGCACAUCACAGAAUUAGAACUGAAUACCGAGUGGACUAUGUCCCAGCUGGAAAAUUUUGCUCCCUACUUUGGACAGAUGAGAAAUCUUCACAAAGUCUUUCUGGCCCCCUUCCGCGAGAUCACCUUCCAUUUUACUCAUAGACCAAGGAUCACAGAAGCCGAGUGUAUCAACAAGUUUGUUUCUCAGUUCUCCCAAUUCAACUGUCUCCAGCAUCUCUUCAUGGAUUGCAUCCAUUUUCUCAGAGACGAGAUUGAUCAGGUCCUAGGGUUCCUAAAGACGCCCUUGGAGACGCUCUCCAUCACUUACUCCCUAAUUUCACAGAGAGACUUGAAUUCCUUCUCCUGCUGUCAGAGCCUACUUCAGCUAAAACAUCUGGAUCUGAGAGGAGUGAUCUUAUGCACUUUGGACCUUAUGCCUCUGAGAGCACUCAUAGAAAAAGUGGCAGAUACUCUUGAGACUCUGAAUUUGCAGGGGUGUAAAGUGAAGGACGUCCAGCUUAAUGUCUUCCUACCUGCCCUUAGGCAAUGCUCUCAACUAACCCAGUUCAAAUUCUACAACAAUGAUAUCUCCAUGUCCACCCUGAAGGACUUUUUGAAGCACUCUACCAACUGGAGCAGGAUGAAUGUGGAACAAUACCCUGCCCCUAUGGAGUGCUAUGAUGAGUUAGCUGAAGUAUCUGUAGAAAGAUUUGCCCAAGUUUGUCGGGAGCUCAUGGAUACACUCAGGACAAUAAGGCAGCCCAAGAACAUCUCCUUUGCUACAGAUAUAUGCCUUACUUGUGGUGAGAGCUAUGUCUAUGAGCAGGUGUUGCGACUUUGUCAUUGCUGGCAGUGA